Molecule: messenger RNA, 1354 nt
Organism: Paramecium octaurelia
Lineage: Eukaryota; Ciliophora; Oligohymenophorea; Peniculida; Parameciidae
Source: the annotation of a GenBank genome assembly
AUGGGCUCGUGUAAUCAAUGCCUGUAGAAGCAAGAGCCACUCAAAUCAGGAAGGAUCUAAAACAUAUUAUUUAAGUAAUCGCCACAAAACCAUAGAAUGGCAAUCAAAAUUUAAUAGGCCUAUAGAUCCUACAUUAUCCGAUAAAAAUUAAAGUACGUCAAUAUCGUUAUUUAAAGUUUAAAAUUGGCAGAGAAAAAAGCAAGGAAUCAGAUUAAAUGUAAUUCAACUGAAGAUAUUAUUGUUGACUAUCAUACUAACUCAUAUUCUCCGAAAAUUCAUCAGUCUGAUGUUACCAAUACUUUUUUCAGCUUCCAAAACAAUCAAAAGGAGAAAGCUCCUCAAAUUUUUAAUCGUUAACUAAGUCUCAAAUUAGAACCGAAAGAAACUGAUUAAUCCGAAUUUGAAGAACUCAUUUUAAACGACUAAACUGUUUUUCAAAAAUAUCCUCAAUCUUCUAAUAACUGUAUUGGGGCUCCUAAAAAUCAAAAAGAAAAAAUUAAUUCAUUUAAGUUUGGUUGUGUCUUGACUCUAGAAACACUUGAGUCAAAAGAUUAAAUCAUUUUAAAAUAAAAUUUUCAUAAGAGACAAAAAUUGGACACAAUCAAAUUAAUUGGUGGGAACUCUUAUAAUGGGGAAUGGUUGAACUCUUUACCUGAUGGGAAGGGCAGAUACUCUUUUUCUGAUUCAUCCUAUUAUUAAGGAGAUUUUAUGAGAGGGUUAUUUCAUGGCAAGGGCGAAUUCAAAAGUAAGUAAGGUAGCUAUUAUAGAGGACAAUGGCAAUACAACAAAAUGCAUGGUCAAGGUACUUACAAUUAUAAUAAUGGAUGUAAAUAUGAAGGUACUUCUAUAAUUAAUUAAAACUUAGGUAGUUGGGAAAGAGAUCUACCCAAUGGACAAGGUAUAGAAUGGUAUGUUAAUGGUUCUGUUUAUGUGGGUACUUUUUUGAAUGGAAUAAAACAUGGAACAGGGAAAUUAACAUUUAACGUAGGAGAAAUCUAUGAGGGGGAAUUUCAAUUCGAUAAUUUCAAUGGAUAAGGAAUAUAUGUAUAAAUUGAUGUUACUAUAUGUAAUAUAGAGAUGGCAAGAUGGAAGAAUCUAUGAAGGAGAAUGGUUGAAUGGCAAAAUGUGCGGGAAGGGACUCUUGGCUUGGCCUGAUGGGCGUUUCUAUAAGGGCUUAUAUUUGAAUGAUCUAAAACACGGUUUUGGGAUAUUUUCUUACUCCGAUGGUCGUAAAUACAUAGGUCAAUGGAAGCAUGGCCUGUAACAUGGAUAAGGAGAGUUCCAUAAGGGAGGAAAGACAUCCCUUGUUACCAAAGGGAUUUGGAAGUAGGGGUAAUUAGUUAAAUUGCUCUGA